Messenger RNA from Micromonas pusilla CCMP1545, 1397 nucleotides. RefSeq lists its product as uncharacterized. Gene Ontology annotation, biological process: L-proline biosynthetic process. Gene Ontology annotation, molecular function: pyrroline-5-carboxylate reductase activity. Bases 31 to 837 code for a protein of 268 amino acids. Lineage: Eukaryota; Viridiplantae; Chlorophyta; Mamiellophyceae; Mamiellales; Mamiellaceae. The record is from RefSeq and is a predicted model, not a curated record. The transcript has a single exon.
CGACGCGCGAGUCUUCACUCACAGACGACGAUGCCGCUCAGAGUAGGCUUCGUAGGCUCCGGGAUGAUGGCGGAAGCGCUCGCGGGCGGGUUCGACGCCUCCGGCGUCGCCGCGUUCUCGGACAUGUGCUGCGUCGACCGCAACCAGCCGCGGUUGGACCUGUUCGCGUCCUGGGGCGUCACCCCGUGCGCGACCGCGACGGAGCUCGCGAAGAAGUGCGACGUCAUCUUCAUCGCGGUGAAACCCUACGGCGUCGCCGCGGUCCUCGAGGAGAUGCGCCCGGCGUUAUCCAAGGACACGCUCGUGGUCUCCAUCGCCGCGGGGGUCACGAUCGCGACCAUGGAGGCUGCCGCGGGAGAGGGCGUGCCGAUAAUUCGCGUCAUGCCGAACACCCCCUGCCUCGUGAAGUGCGUCGCCGCGGCGAUGUCCGCGGGGAGAUACUGCGACCAGACGCACGCCGACACGGUCAGCACGCUGUUCGACGCGGUCGGGAAGAUCCACCAGGUGAAAGAGAGCCUUCUGAACGCCGUCACCGGCGUCAGCGGGAGCGGCCCGGCGUACGUCUUCCAAGUCAUCGAGGCCAUGGCGGACGGCGGCGUCUUGGCGGGGCUACCGCGCGGCGUCGCGCAAGACCUCGCGGCGAGGACCGUGAUGGGCGCCGCGAAGAUGGUCAUCGAGACGGGGAAGCACCCGGGCGCGUUGAAGGACGGCGUGACGUCUCCGGGCGGGACCACGAUCGCCGCGGUGGCGGAGUUGGAGCGAUGCGGCGUCCGAUCCGCGUUCAUGCGAGCCGUGAAAGCCGCCGCGGACAGGGGCGAGGAGCUGUCCAAACAGUGAGCGAGCGAGCGAGCGAGCGUCAUCGGCGCUGGUGGGGCGAUGUCGCGCGGUUCGGUUUCGGUUCGUCGUCGUGAUAAGUGUACAUAUUACACGCGCGGCGCGUCUCGCCCUCGGAAGACUCAUCGGUCGUCUCGCUAGACCGGACGCCCGUCGCAAAGAAUGAAUUUAUAAUAUCCCGUUCCGUCGUUCGCGGGCGUCACGACCACGCUUCCGCCGAGGCGCCCUGUUGCACCGCGCGGACGUACCCCGCGAGGUCCACGCUCGGAGCCAUCCCCGGGGCCGACCGCAUCGCCGCCAUCGCCGCGUGGAGACUGGCGUCCGCGAACGACCGCCGGCCCGCUUCGGCGGCGGCGGCGGCGGCGGCGAAUCUUCGGGUCGUUCCAUACGAGCGAACGUCGGGGUGGAGUUGAAAGGCGUCAAGUGGAGUUGAAAGGCGUCGAGGGCGGGGAUUGAACGCAUUAGAUGGGUGGAGAGACACGCCGGGCAAAGUCCUUAAGGAUCGGCGUUCACCACGCCGACGUGGUCGUAUGGGAACCAGUGUAUAGAACGCGCCUUCCUCC